Messenger RNA from Ectocarpus siliculosus, 3865 nucleotides. Lineage: Eukaryota; Phaeophyceae; Ectocarpales; Ectocarpaceae. The record is from the annotation of a GenBank genome assembly.
AUGGGAAGUCGCCGCGAGAGAUCACUCGUGUGGGCAGUUGGUGGAAAUUCCAAGGGGCAACUGGGCAAUGGAACACCUACGCAAUCUAGUUUUUUGCCGUGCAGAGUGGCCUUCCAGCUAGCGCCAACUCAGCGGAUAGCCGAGGUGUUUUGCGGAUACGAGCACACCUUUGCCCUUACGUCGGAUGGCGAUGUGUUGGGCUUCGGCAACGGUGUCAAGGGACAACUUGGCAUCGGAAACACUGACAGCCACAGCAACCCUCAGCGGGUUCAUCUGUUGUCGGGCAAGGGGGUGGUCAAGAUGGCGGCGGGCUUGGAGCAUAGCCUAGCCCUGACUGAGUCAGGGGACUUGUAUGCCUUCGGGGAUAACCUCAGCGGCCAACUUGGACUGGGACACAACUUCACGGCGAAGGAACAGACCCCUCAAAAGGUUCCCCCGCUUGGAAGAGCCAAGAUAACUCAGCUAGCUUGUGGGCAAGACCAUACCGCCGUCCUCACUAGUUCGGGUGAACUGUUCAUGUUCGGCAACAACCGGGAUGGGGCCCUUGGAGUAGCCGGACACGCUAACGAAGGACCUCCAAUCGUCGCUUCUGCUCCACAGCUUGUGACAGGUUUGAAGGGCAAGCACGUGGUGCAGAUUGGAUGCGGUCUACAACAUACUGUGGCUCUCACAGCUGCCGGGGGUGUGUACUGCUGGGGCGAGAACGGUAGGGGGCAGCUCGGAACCGGAGAUACUCAGAAUCGGUACACGCCUUCUUUGGUAUGCAAACCCCUCUCGGCGUUCAAGUGCAUACAUGUGGCUUGCGGCGGGCAGCACACGAUUGCUGUCACCGACUGCGAUGACGUGUACGGCUUCGGCUCUGAUCGACACGGCCAGCUAGGAUUGGGGCGCCGUGGUGUCAUCGUACCCGUACCCACUAGGAUAGUGAGGCUCGGGGGGCGGCGAGUGAAGAACUGCGUGGGUGGGGCAUGGCACACCAUCAUCGGAACAGUCACGGGGGAGCAGUACAUCAUGGGCUGCAUCCUUCCCUCCGCAAACUCGCCCCCGGUGGCGGGAGGUGGUGCAGGCGGGGCAGCCGGAGCCACUUGUUCGUCAGAUCCGUUCGCUCUGUCAUGCGGGGACUUCCGUCGCCUCUUGCUUCCUCGAGGGGCCGAGGCGUGCAGCAAAGGGCACUCCCUGUUGUACGGGCAGGGCUUGGGUGCUCCGCCUAGCGCACUGCGCGAGGUUUCGAAAUCGUUGGGGCGGCUCAAGUGCGACUUUUCUAGGAUGGUGGUGCGGCAGAAGCCUGACGUCCUCUUCACUCCUCACGCCCAUCACGACAGCGAUAGCCUUCAUGAUGACGAUUCCCGCAUCAGAAGCGUCGGCGCAGACAGUCUGUCUUCCAUCGGCGGUGCUGCUGGCAGAGAGGGAGAGGGACAGGGCAACUGCUCGAGCUGUGAUAAUCCUGUUGGCGCUCACCUGUCUGUCUUGAAGGCUCGCUGUCCGCCGCUGUACGAGCACGCGGCAACCGUUGUAUCUCGAUCUCGAUCUCGACGGGCCACCGACGCAGACCAACCAGGGGAAAGAGAAACUGAUUCAGACGGCCGAAUGGCGGCGUGGCGUGUCUGCGCGCCCGCCGGGGUCCCUCUUGACGCCCUGCAGCUCGUGAUCUGCUACCUCUAUCAAGACGCGGGAGUUUUCGACAAGCCGAAGCCAGAAACCGCCGAAACCGACCGCGACUACAAGUACGAAGACGCCUCCUUUUCGGGAAACACUGGGGACGCGGCGCAAUCGGAGCCCAACCGAGCCCGGGACAGGCGUGACCGGCUCUUCUCGAUAAGGUCUAAGGCGGGGGUGGCGGAUGAGGAUGACGAACAGCUCAAGCAUGGCACUGCCGAGAUGUCCAUGAACCCGUGGGACGAGGGGGACGAGGGGGAGCACGAGACUGCGGCGGGGUUCGGGAGCUUUGGGGGUGCCUACGGGGGCAACGGCAAGUACGACGGGGCGGGGCUUGAUCGCUUGGUGAGGCUCAUGGCUGCCGCCAGGACGCUCAAGCUCACCCGUCUACAGGGAUUGUGUGAGAAACGGGCAGAGGCGUUUAUCGACUGCCGUACGGUCCACAAGGUCCUUCGUCGUGCCGCGGAGGGCGGCUUUCCCUACCUCAAGCGAAGGUGCCUUGAGUUCUGCCUCGUGCACCUGGGCGAGGUGCUUGCGGACGUGCUGAGCUUGUCGGCGGCGUCGGAAGGAGCGAAGCAUGCGGCGGCCAGCGAGGAGUCUUUCGAAGGGGACGGGGCUAUCCCGUGCAUCGAAGCCCUCAGGGGUGAAGCUGCUUGCGUCGUCCCAGCGGAAGACUACCAGGGCGAUUUCCUCGCGCUGUUCGAAGAGAUCGCCGCCGAGUCGGUUGCCGCGGAGGGAAGGGAGGAGAUAUCGCCACCCCGCCCCACACAAGCCGGCCACGCCGCGAAAGCCCACUCGGAUGAGAAGAAGAAGAGACAGCCCACACCCGGCCCCGUCACUUCCUUCGCCCAAGGCAACGACAAGGGCGAGCUCCCGAGGGCUUCCGGUGAUGGAAAAGGAGAAGGAAGCGUCCUCGUGCCCGGGGAGAAACGAAGAGCUGCUGGCUACAAAGACGUUGGUAAACGCCCUGCAGAGGCGGAGGGUGAUUUUAAGAUACGGGCGGGCGAAGGCAUGCCGGCGGUAACGGUGCACAAGAGCAUAUUGGCGGCGCGCUCAGGGUUCUUCCGAGCACUGCUGGAGGGACGCAUGGCCGAUGCCGGCCAGGACGAGCUGACACUCAAGUUCGAACCUGUUGUGACCAUCUGCGCUCUUCUGGAGUUCAUCCGUUUUCUGUACACCGGCCGCUCGGGGAAUGACAUUGAGCCGUUGAUAGCUCUCGAGGUUCUCUUUCUCACAAAGGGCGACGAGGGCUCCGGUGGAUUCUUUCAGGUGGCCGGGACCGACGAGCUGAGACGUUUCUGUACGUUGAGGAUUUUCGACGGGAUGGACAGCGACAACGCGCUCUCUAUACUGGUUCGCGCUAAGGCCUUCGGCGACGAACGAGUGUUGGAAGCUGCGAUCGACUACAUCCUGGGACACUUUGACAGCUGCAUGUCGUCCCUCAAACCGCCGGACGGCUUUGGAGGUGAAGCUGAAGAUGGGGGUGGUACGCUGGAGGAGGAUCCGAUGACAACGCUGAUACCAGCCUGCUUGGAGGACGACGAAUCUCCCGCCGUCGAUCUUCUCCUUGCCUUGGCUAAGAGGUGCACGGUUCAGAUCAAGCCUGGGACGUAGCUCAGCCGCCCGGGUUUUUGACUUGAGUGUGCCCGGCGGGGAAGCGCAAGCGCGCUGUACAAGUAUGCGAUGCUUUUUUUUGUGUUUGAUAAACGUGUGUAAGUACGGGGUGCUGAUGUUGAUGUUGGUGAUGGUAUGUGCAAAGUGCCAUGAAAUGUGUAUGCUGGCUGCUUAAUUGCACCCAUCUUGUGGUUGUACCGUAUGAUCAUGUACUCUAUAUCUGCCUUGGUUUGUUGAAGGAAAGUGAGUGAUGUGUGGGUCUGCCUCCUCUUCGUGCCUUCGGACACUCGCGAAUCGAAUCGCCGAAGUCUGUCAUAGAGGUAUUUUUCCUAUUAAUCAUAUGAGCAUGAGUCAGAUUUGGGGUGCGCUGCUGCACUGCCUCUGUCUCGACUCGAGGAGCGUUGAGCUUUUCCUGGGUAUACACUACACCUUGCUGGUGAUGGUAUUGGUGAUGGUGAUGGUGGUAUGCAUGGUAGUGGUGGUGGUGGUGGUGGGAGUGGUGGUCGCCCCGGUGGUGUGGUAUGAUAGUUGUUCACCUCGUGAACAUUCUGGUAUGGUAGCAGGUUAGAGUUCGAUUCUCUCUCUGGAGUGAAAG